This is a messenger RNA of Larimichthys crocea (large yellow croaker), 3427 nucleotides long. RefSeq names its product protein kinase C, theta. Gene Ontology annotation, biological process: protein phosphorylation. Lineage: Eukaryota; Metazoa; Chordata; Actinopteri; Sciaenidae. Gene Ontology annotation, molecular function: diacylglycerol-dependent serine/threonine kinase activity; ATP binding. The coding region runs from base 352 to 2514 and encodes 720 amino acids. The record is from RefSeq and is a predicted model, not a curated record. The transcript has 18 exons.
CUGUCAGACGAAUGUUCGGAUGGAGAGCUGCUGCAGCCCGACACUGAACUUCAGCGGAGUUUAAAAACAGGUUGUUUGAAGCGUCAAGGGCGGAAAACAGCAAACCUCCGCCUCCUCCUCCGCCUCCUCCUCCUCUGCCAGCCCAUCUUUCCUCUGGAGGAAAAGGAGGCCAGUCGGCGUGUGCUCUGCUGCGCCUGCGGUGGAGGAAAAGGUGGUUGACAGCAUCACCCGACCUGUCUCCAAAAAAAAAAAUCUGAGAAAUCUCAUCUCUUGAAGCAGCUUUGCUGGGGCGUCAGUCGCAAGGUUUCCUGGAGGUUCUUUGGAUAUUUUGUUGAGUAAAAACCUGCAGCCAUGUCGCCUUUCCUACGGAUUGGCUUCUCCACUUUUGAGAUGGAUCCCGGUCUGGCCUACCAUGAAGAGGUGCUGAACCCGUACUGUGCGGUUUACAUGAAAGAGGCCAUCGACACAGAAAAGGGCCAAGUCUACAAGCAGAAGAAGCCCACCAUGUACCCGCCGUGGAGCACCACGUUUGAUGCCCACGUCCAUCGCGGUCGCAUCAUGCACGUGAUGGUGAAGGACCGGACAGCAGAGCUGAAGUCCGAGGCCACGGUGGCUCUGGACACCCUGGCAACACGAUGCAAGAAGGAGAACGGCAAGCUGGAGAUCUGGCUGGAGAUGAAGCCACAGGGCCGCCUGCGGAUGGAGGCCAGGUAUUAUCUGGAGAAAAGUGACACUCCAGGUCAGACUGAGGAAGAUCCGGAGGCCGAACUGGAGCGAGAGGGAUUAUUCGCCCUCCACCAGCGGCGAGGCGCCAUCAAACAGGCCAAAAUCCACGUCGUCAAAUGUCACGAGUUCAGCGCCACGUUCUUCCCUCAGCCGACCUUCUGCUCCGUCUGCAAAGAGUUUGUCUGGGGUCUCAACAAGCAGGGUUACCAGUGCAGACAGUGCAAUGCGGCUAUUCACAAAAAAUGCAUCGACAAAGUCAUUGCCAAAUGCACCGGUUCAGCCAUCAACAGCAAAGAAACAAUGAUCCACAAGGAGCGCUUCAAGAUCGACAUGCCCCACAGGUUUAAAGUGUACAACUACAAAAGUCCCACUUUCUGUGAACACUGUGGUACUCUGCUGUGGGGGCUCGCCAAGCAGGGGCUCAAAUGUGAGGAGUGCAGCAUGAACGUCCAUCAUAAAUGCCAGAAGAAAGUAGCCAACCUCUGUGGGGUCAACCAGAAACUGAUGGCCGAAGCUCUGGCCAUCAUCGAGACUAAACAGCAGGCCAAAAGCAUCAAAGAAUCUGACAUCAUUGGUCGAGAAGGUCCAGUAGGUAUCGGCCAACCCGGAGUGGUCCGAGCUCCGUCUGGGUUAGUGACGGGUGUCUCAGCCACAGCUACACCUGCAAGCAAAGAUGUGCAGGGUGUCUCAUGGGACGGACCAGCUGACGGCAACAGUUCGAUCGCAGAGGAGCUGACAGACGAGGAGCCUCUGUACGCCGUCCCCAGGAAGGACCACCACCCGAAAUUCACAGUCGAUGACUUCAUCCUGCACAAGAUGCUUGGGAAAGGCAGCUUUGGCAAGGUGUUUUUAGCAGAGUUGAAAAAAAGCGGGCGCUUCUUCGCGGUGAAGGCUCUGAAAAAGGACGUGGUGCUGAUGGACGAUGACGUCGAGUGCACCAUGGUCGAGAGGAGGGUUCUCUCUUUAGCUUGGGAGAAUCCUUUCCUCACGCACCUUUACUGCACCUUCCAGACUAAGGAGAACCUCUUCUUCGUGAUGGAGUAUCUGAAUGGAGGAGAUCUCAUGUUCCACAUCCAGAACUGCCACAAGUUUGACCUGCACAGAGCCACCUUCUAUGCAGCUGAGAUCAUCUGUGGGCUCCAGUUUCUGCACUCGAAAGGAAUCAUUUAUAGGGAUCUGAAGUUGGAUAACGUGCUGCUGGACUCCGAGGGUCACAUAAAGAUCGCAGACUUUGGCAUGUGUAAGGAGAACAUGCAGGAAGACUUGCGGACAUCCACCUUCUGUGGGACGCCUGACUACAUCGCUCCUGAGAUCCUGCUCGGUCAGAAGUACAACAGCUCUGUGGACUGGUGGUCGUUUGCGGUUCUGCUGUACGAGAUGCUGAUCGGUCAGUCUCCGUUCCACGGCCGCGAUGAAGAGGAGCUGUUUCAGUCCAUACGAACAGACAACCCCGUUUAUCCCCGCUGGCUCACCAAAGACGCCAAGGACAUUCUGGUCAAGCUGUUUGUUCGUGAGCCCGAGGAGCGUCUGGGAGUGAAGGGAAACAUCAGAGAGCACAAUUUCUUCAGCAGCACUGACUGGAAAGCUCUGGAACAACGACAGGUGGCGCCGCCCUUCAGGCCAACUUUAACGUCGGCCAGCGACUGCAGCAACUUUGACAAAGAGUUCAUCAACGAGAAGCCGCGGCUGUCGUGCGGCGACCGGACGCUCAUCAACAGCGUCGACCAGACGAUGUUCAGAAACUUCUCCUUCGUCAACCCGGGGAUGGCUCGCAUCCAAGCGCGCUGACCUAACGCGACCAGCAACCUACUACCUACAAAAACAAGCCGCUCAGUCACAACCAGCACUUAACUGUAACUGAAUCAAACUGCAGAGACUUUAGACCGUGAAUGUCACAAAACUCAACUGUAUCCGUCAACGUGAUGAUAACCACUAAACGAAGGGAGGUGUGUCCUGGGUGUGAAGGCACAUACAACGCAACUGUGACGGGAUCUUUGUCGCAUGUAUUAUCUGUCUAUCUCUGUUCUAAAGUAUUGACUAAAAAAGGUCUUCACGGAGACAAAGAGGCAAAGAUACACCAAGACUCUUUACGUGAAACAGUCCAUCAUGAUGUUGCACAUAUGAUUUGUUAAAUAUGUACAGCAGUGGCAUGAACUUUUCUCACAGUGUUCGUUAAACUCCAAGACAAACGUAGCCAAUUCCUUCAGUUUAAAAGCGUAGAAUUAUGUAUAGAAAUCCCCUUCACUUGCCCUUGUGAUCAUCAAUAUAAAAUGUACUAGAAUUAUAAUACUUUAUGAAGUUCAACUAAAGCAAACUGAGAAAUUUGGUGACACCGUAUUAAAUAUAUUGUCCUGUUAUUGUUUCAUUUCCCGCCCGAUUCCAGAGCUUCAGAGUCCUUUACCUCCACGUCGGGCACCGAUGUUAAAAACUGAUUUUAGCAUCACUCGCGUCGCCGUCGUUGUUGUAAAUAAAUGUAAUCUAAUUCUGUGGAUAUAUUGCACUGUGAGCUGGAUGUAGAUCUGUUAAUGUGUAGCAGAGUUCAAUUACAGGGUUUUUGUUUACGUGUGUUUUCUUAUCGUACCUCAGGAGUUUUAUUGAUGCCGUCUUUUGAUUCAGGUACUUCGAUCCCUGCAUACUGUAGUUUUGUUAUUGUUCUCUUCAUUGUGAAUGCUGUACAAUAAAAUGUGUGUGUUUUUUUUAA